UGCCUGGCUCUCUCGCCGGCGCGGCCGGCAUCGGCGGUGUCUCCUGCCGACGAGGAGUCGGAGAGAGAGGCGGCGAAGUUGGACCACCAGCCGGUCGCCAUAUCCUCUCGAAAGCACCCUGGAAGGUGAACCGUUCGGAUCCUCCCAAAUGUCAGGGAAAACCCAUGUCAAUUCCUCUAUGACAUGCAUGGCCCACUCACGUGGGUCCCAGCUGCACAGUCUAAGAAAGUUCAGUGUAUAUGUACUGGAGCCUGGAGUACUACUUCACAUUUUGGAAGUUCAGUGGUGUGUUUCACAAGAAUCAUAACGAAGAGCACAGCACAUCAUGCGUUCCAACUUCCAGUGCUCACAUGAAGUUUUGGUGAAUUGAUUUCUUCCCCCUCAUAGCGAUUCUCGCAAGGUUCUUCAGAUUCCUCUGUCCCUCCGAGGGGGAGGAGGAGAGAUCGAUCACUCAACCCAGAAGGAAGCUAGGAUGGAUUCUGAUAGCUGCAAAAGGCGGAAGCAUGAAAGCGGUCACGAUAGCUCUUCACGGGUCCAGUCCCAGUCAAGCAUCCUUAGUCGUAACAGAAUUUUGUGUCAUCAGUUGCUUGAACAAUGCGAUGACUUGAAGUAUGGGAGCUCCACGAAUGAUUACAAGGCAAUCAGUAUGAAGCGGCUUGAACUUAUCAGCAUCCUACAAAAGCUGCAAGAAGUACCUAUCCAGUUGCCAUAUGCCAGUCCACUCAAGUCAUCAGAAACAAAUCGCCUUGUGCAAGAUGGAAGAAACUCUAGUUGUCGUAAUAUAAUUGACUUGGAUUCAGACAAUGAUGAAGAUUAUACUUUUGCUAAUGUGGACAAUAUUGGUGCUAACACAACAGUUGUUUUAGUUGAUUCUGAUGACGGGGACAGUGUUGCAUCCUUUGUAGAUGAAAAAUCAUCUGAUUCCAAGCAAAAUGCGAAUUAUAUUGAAGAAAGCGUUCUGCCUGAGCAGCAUGCCCAACAACAGGAAAUCUCCAUGCUGGAUAAUGAAAACAUCAGUUCUGAAGCACAAGCAGUUAAGAAAGGAAAGGAUAGUAUGGACAUCAACGAUGUUAUUUACAACAAGAGUGGUCAUGAGGAGAUAGGGGAAGAGGAAGCACAAGCUGAAAAUGUCCAGAUAAAAGGGAACUUAAAGAAAGAGAUCAUCUCUGUUGCUUCUGAUGAACUAGCUUGUGAAGUUAUGCGCAGUCAGUCACCAACCAAUGGAAAUUUUGAUCAAUAUGACAACAGCAGCCCAGUUGAUGAGCUGGAAGGACUUUGGAUGGACAUGUACCUUGCAAUGGCAUGUUCAAAGACUGUUGGAAGCGAUCAUAACAUUGUCCCAUCAGAGAAUUCUUGUGAACAAGCAGAGGAUGAAUGCCAGCACGAUUUCCUGAUGAAAGAUGAUUUGGGCAUUGUCUGUCGUGUUUGUGGUCUGAUCCAGCAACGUAUUGAAAAUAUUUUUGAGUACCAGUGGAAAAAGCGGAAGCAAUCGUACAGAGCACGUCCCUCAGAACACAGAAAUUCUAGUGAUGCAGAUGCAAUUGACAAAACUUCAGGAGCUAUUCUCGAAGUGGUCCCUGAUGCUCUAUGCCUCCACCCUCAACAUUCACAGCAUAUGAAACCUCACCAAGUGGAAGGUUUCAAUUUCCUGGUCAAGAACUUGGCAGAUGAGAACAACCCUGGUGGCUGUAUUCUGGCACAUGCACCAGGUUCUGGGAAGACUUUUUUGAUAAUUAGUUUUGUCCACAGCUUCCUAGCCAAAUACCCUGCUGGAAGGCCAUUGAUUAUUCUCCCAAAGGGAAUUCUAUCAACAUGGAGAACCGAAUUUCUUCAUUGGCAAGUUGAUGAUAUUCCUUUGUAUGACUUCUACUCCUCCAAAGCUGACAAACGGUCUGAACAACUCAAAGUUUUGAACUUGUGGGAGGAGAGCAGAAGUAUCCUGUUGUUGGGCUAUCAACAGUUUGCAUGCAUAGUUUCUGAUCACACUUCUGAUACAGAAGCCAUCAUGUGCCAGGAGAAGUUACUGAAGGUCCCGAGCCUUGUCAUUCUAGAUGAAGGACACACUCCAAGAAACGAGGAAACAGACUUGCUCACUUCACUGGAAAACAUCCGAACUCCUCGUAAAGUAGUCCUCUCAGGAACCUUGUUCCAGAACCAUGUGAGGGAGGUUUUCAACAUUUUGAAACUUGUCCGAUCCAAAUUCUUGAAGAUGGACAAAUCUCGUGCUAUUGUUAACUGCAUACUAAGCAAGGUGGACUUGAUGGGGAAGAGUGCACGAUCAAAGAAUAUCUCAGAUAAGGACUUCUUUGAUUUGGUUCAAGAACACCUUCAGAAAGAUGGAAAUGACAAGAUGAGAGCGGUGAUUAUCCAAAAUCUUCGUGAGCUAACUGCAGAUGUGCUUCACUAUUACCAAGGCAAGCUUUUGGAUGAGCUACCUGGAAUUGUGGACUUUACAGUUUUUCUCAAUAUGAGUAGCAAACAGGAACAUAUUAUUAAGGGCUUGGAUGGAAUAAAUAAAUUUGCGAAACGCUCGAGAUGCAAUGCCGUUUCUCUUCAUCCAUGCUUGAAGAAUGCCAAUAAAGCUGAUGCAGAUGAUGGAAAUGUCACCAAUAGGAAGAUCGGUUCCAUCAUAUCCGGAAUUGAUAUCAACGACGGGGUGAAGGCCAAGUUUGUACACAAUCUGUUGUCUCUUUCAGAAGCCACGGGAGGGAAGGUACUCGUGUUCAGCCAGUAUGUGCGCUCUUUGAUUUUCUUGGAAAAGCUGGUCAGUAGAAUGAAAGGAUGGAAAUCAGAGGUACAUAUUUUCAGGGUUACUGGUGGCUCAACUCAGGAUCAGCGUGAGCAAGCAGUCCAUAGAUUCAACAACUCACCAGAUGCUAGAGUCUUCUUUGGCUCCAUCAAGGCAUGUGGCGAGGGCAUCUCCCUCGUUGGCGCGUCUCGUAUAGUGAUCUUGGAUGUCCAUGAGAACCCUUCAGUGAUGCGCCAGGCGAUUGGCCGUGCCUAUAGGCCAGGACAGUCUAAAAUGGUGUAUUGCUACCGCCUCGUCGCUGCUGAUUCGCCUGAGGAGGAUGAUCACCACACCGCCUUCAAGAAAGAACGAGUGUCGAAGCUGUGGUUCGAGUGGAAUGAGCUCUGCAGCAGUGAUGAUUUUGAGCUCGCAACGGUGGAUGUUUCAGAUAGCGAGGACAGGUUCCUUGAAAGCUCUGCAUUGAAACAAGAUAUCAAAGCCCUAUUAAAAAGGUGAAUACCACCAUUGAAUGCUGACCAGUGACCAACAUGUGACGAAGAACUAGGGGGAGGAAUUAAAAACAACCUGAGCAAGUUUUCUGUGAUCUUUUGAAGUGUUUGGCAGAUGGUAUGCAGCAUGCUAAGUUGAAUACUAAUGCAAAAUGGGGCACACUACAUAUACUAGUUAUCAAGUGUAAGAAUUAAGAUGCUUUUGAUUGACCUUUCGCAUUAUAAGUUCCUGGACAUAAUGAGAUUCUCUUGUAUUCAAGUACUGCCAGUUUGAUAUAUGACCAUUAAAAUGACUAUUGCACUUA
Oryza sativa Japonica Group (Japanese rice) is the source of this 3542-nucleotide messenger RNA. RefSeq names its product protein CHROMATIN REMODELING 35. Gene Ontology annotation, molecular function: ATP binding; ATP-dependent chromatin remodeler activity. Gene Ontology annotation, biological process: gene silencing by siRNA-directed DNA methylation. The record is from RefSeq and is a predicted model, not a curated record. Lineage: Eukaryota; Viridiplantae; Streptophyta; Magnoliopsida; Poales; Poaceae.